Perognathus longimembris pacificus (Pacific pocket mouse) is the source of this 1596-nucleotide messenger RNA. RefSeq names its product sprouty RTK signaling antagonist 2 (gene Spry2). The coding region runs from base 530 to 1477 and encodes 315 amino acids. Gene Ontology annotation, biological process: multicellular organism development; animal organ development; negative regulation of Ras protein signal transduction. The transcript is spliced from 2 exons. The record is from RefSeq and is a predicted model, not a curated record. Gene Ontology annotation, cellular component: membrane; cytosol. Lineage: Eukaryota; Metazoa; Chordata; Mammalia; Rodentia; Heteromyidae.
CCCGCGCCGCCCGGCCCGGCUCGGCUCGCGGCGCCGCGCUCCCGACGCCACCGGGGCCGCCACCGCUCGGCGACCUGGCGCUGCCUGGAGCUGCUUUGUAAAAAGGCCGUUUCUCGGCUCCUUCGCCUCUUCUGUCGGGAAAAAAAAAAAAAGAGAGAGACUCGCGGUGGGCGCUUCGGCCUCUUGUGCAUUGAGGGAGGAAAAAAUAAAAAAGGAAAAAAUAACCAGAGGAAAUACUCGGCGUGCGCUUCUGGAAGAGGGGGUCGUCCGAGCCCCCGAGUGUGUUCCACCACGGGGGGGGAGGACCUGGCUCCGAAUUUUGUUCUUCCACCGAUUGCUCAGAAGUUGGACUGAAGCACAAUUUGGAAAAGAGAAGACAGUUUUGUCUUAAAUUUAAAAAGUUUGCAUCGAAGCUGGAUUUACUUGCACCUCGCAGGAAGAGAAUCCAGAGGAGAGGGUGUGCAGAGCCGCGAUCACGGAGUUCAGAUGUGUUCUAAGCCUGCCGGAGUGAACACACUAACAAGACCUGAUGGAGGCCAGAGCUCAGAGUGGCAACGGCUCCCAGCCCUUGCUGCAGACAUCCCGUGACAGUGGCCGGCAGCGUGGGGACCCUGACCCCAGAGAUGCCCUCGCCCAGCAGGUACAUGUGUUGUCUCUGGAUCAGAUCAGAGCCAUUCGGAACACCAAUGAGUACACCGAGGGGCCUACAGUGGUCCCACGACCUGGGCUCAAACCUGCUCCUCGCCCUUCCACCCAGCACAAGCAUGAGAGACUCCAUGGGCUGCCUGAGCACCGUCAGCCUCCCAGGCUCCAGCACUCGCAGGUCCAUUCUUCCACGAGAGCCCCUCUGUCUAGGUCCAUCAGCACCGUCAGUUCAGGGUCUCGGAGCAGCACAAGGACAAGUACCAGCAGCAGCUCCUCUGAACAGAGACUGCUAGGGUCGUCCUUCUCCUCGGGGCCUGGUGCAGAUGGCAUCAUCCGGGUGCAACCCAAAUCUGAGCUCAAGCCAGGUGAGCUGAAGCCACUGAGCAAGGAAGAUUUGGGCCUGCAUGCCUACAGGUGUGAGGACUGUGGCAAGUGCAAAUGUAAGGAAUGCACCUACCCAAGGCCCCUGCCAUCAGACUGGAUCUGCGACAAGCAGUGCCUUUGCUCAGCCCAGAACGUGAUUGACUACGGGACUUGUGUGUGCUGUGUGAAAGGCCUCUUCUAUCACUGCUCUAACGAUGAUGAGGACAACUGUGCUGACAAUCCCUGCUCCUGCAGCCAGUCUCACUGUUGUACGCGAUGGUCGGCCAUGGGUGUCAUGUCCCUCUUUUUGCCUUGUUUAUGGUGUUACCUUCCAGCCAAGGGUUGCCUUAAAUUGUGCCAGGGGUGUUAUGACCGAGUUAACAGGCCUGGAUGCCGGUGUAAAAACUCAAACACAGUUUGCUGUAAAGUUCCUACUGUCCCCCCCAGGAACUUUGAAAAGCCAACAUAGCAUUAUUAAUCCAGAGUAUUACAAUAAUAGGGAUUGUGUUCGUGGUUUUUGUUUGCUUGUUUUCCUUUUUUUUUUUUUUCCUUUAACACACAUAUGCAACCAACUUAACAGUUGUAAUC